AGCACACGGAUUUUUAGCAUGUUUUUCUAAAACGGUACUAUUCAGUAUUCAGCCAAUUUUGCCGGGGUACACUAACACUGGUAUUGCCCUCUCUCUCUCUCUCUCUCUCUCUCAAUUUUCAAACUCAUCGCUACCAUCUCUGACUGCACCAAAAUCCGACCCGAAUUGUUAGCUGGAACCCGAAUAAUCUUCAGGGAAGAGAAAUGGGUACGCUUCGUGCUUCCAAUCCUUUCAUUAUUGUUCCAUUUCCAUUUCAUGCUUUUUCUUCUUCUUCUUCUUCUUAUUAUUCUACUCUUACUACUAGUAGAGAAAACCCAAAUCAGAAUCAGAAUCAGAAUCAGUUGUUGAAAUCAAUGAGAGAUCAGUGUAAAUGUGGAAGCUUUAGGAAUGUUGAUGAUGCCUUAGACAUGUUUGAUAAAAUGCUUCACAUGCGCCCUUUGCCUUACAUUGUUGACUUUAAUCGCAUUUUGGGUGCCAUUACAAGAAUGAAGCAUUACCCAUUAGUCAUUACUCUAUUUAAACAAAUGGGCUCAUCAGGAAUUGCUCCCAGUCUUCCUACUCUCAAUACUUUGAUUAAUUGCUUCGGCCAUUUGAACCGAGUAGAUUUUGGGUUCUCUGUGUUAGCAACAAUUUUGAAACUUGGUUAUCACCCAGACUCUAUUACUCUAACCUACUCUCAAGGGUCUCUGUCUUCAAGGUAACGUUGUUGGAGCUGUGAAGU
Messenger RNA from Quercus lobata, 721 nucleotides. RefSeq names its product pentatricopeptide repeat-containing protein At1g12775, mitochondrial-like. Gene Ontology annotation, molecular function: protein binding. The record is from RefSeq and is a predicted model, not a curated record. NCBI's taxonomy places the organism in Eukaryota, Viridiplantae, Streptophyta, Magnoliopsida, Fagales, Fagaceae. The coding region runs from base 204 to 701 and encodes 165 amino acids. The transcript has a single exon.